AAAAAUUGUUCCGAGUUUCGCUCCAUUUCGGACUUCCCUAAACGUAGAAGAAGCUCUUCUUCUGCCGCCGAGCAACUGAAAAUGGUGAAGUACUCCAAGGAGCCUGAUAAUCCCACCAAGUCCUGCAAGGCCAGAGGCUCGGAUCUGAGAGUUCAUUUCAAGAACACGAGAGAGACCGCCCAGGCCAUCAGGAAGUUGCGAUUGGCGAAGGCGAAGAGUUACUUGGAAGAUGUUUUAGCUCACAAGCAAGCCAUUCCCUUUCGCCGGUUUUGCCGUGGUGUUGGUCGAACUGCUCAGGCAAAGAACCGCCAUUCAAAUGGUCAAGGACGCUGGCCCGUUAAGUCUGCCAAGUUUGUUCUCGAUUUGCUCAAGAAUGCCGAGAGCAAUGCUGAGGUGAAAGGGCUCGAUGUGGAUUCGCUUUAUGUCUCUCACAUUCAGGUCAACCAGGCUAUGAAACAAAGGCGUCGCACAUAUCGUGCUCAUGGGAGAAUCAACCCUUAUAUGUCAUCUCCUUGCCAUAUUGAGUUGACUUUGUCAGAGAAAGAAGAGGCAGUGAAAAAAGAGCCUGACACUCAAUUGGCUCCCCGGAAAUCAAGGAAAGGUCAAGCCCUACACAGCGGUGCAUCUUCUUGAGAUGUUUGGUCCAAAGAGUUUAGAAGUCAUUUGCUAUAUUAUCCACUUGGUAUUUCCUAGAAUAUCUCAGUUUUCAGAUAUUUAUUGAUCAAGAAUUUUGUCACCGAAUAUUGUUUAUCAACUUUUCGUUUCAUGUCAUGUGUGGAUGAAACUCUUAGCCUUUACGGUUCCUGCGUAGAAUGUUUUUCAAAUUUUGAAUCCUAGUCUGGGGUUUUUGUUC
Molecule: messenger RNA, 853 nt
Organism: Rosa chinensis
Lineage: Eukaryota; Viridiplantae; Streptophyta; Magnoliopsida; Rosales; Rosaceae
Product: 60S ribosomal protein L17-2
Exons: 7
Coding region: 82-633 (183 amino acids)
Biological process (GO): cytoplasmic translation
Cellular component (GO): cytosolic large ribosomal subunit; ribosome
Molecular function (GO): structural constituent of ribosome
Source: RefSeq, a predicted model, not a curated record